AUGCAUUGGCAUGAUUCAUCAGCUUUAUAUAACCAUGCCCAUGUUGGCAUGUAACCUGCCUGUUUCGCCUACAGGAGUACAAGAUACAGAUUUUUCAGUCCUGUCUCAAACGAUGGCUCAGUGUUGUAAGAACAUUAAAGAAACUGUACAGAUGCUGGCCUCACGACACAAGGACAUCCAUGGCAGUGUGUCUAAAGUGGGCAAAGCCAUAGACAGGAAUUUCGACGCGGAGGUGAGCGCUGUGGUGGCGGAGACGGUGUGGGACUCGUCAGAGAGACAGAAGUACCUGAGCGAGACCAUCGUAGAGCACCUCUACAGACAAGGCAUGCUCAGCGUGGCAGAGGACCUCUGCCAGGAGUCUGGCGUGGUCAUCGACAUGAGCAUGAAGCAGCCCUUUCUGGAGCUCAACCGCAUCCUGGAGGGGCUGAGGAUGCAGGACCUCCGACCAGCGCUGGAGUGGGCGGUGACGAACAGGCAGCGUCUGCUCGACCUGAACAGCACGCUGGAGUUCAAGCUGCACCGCCUCUACUUCAUCAGCCUGCUCAACGGGGGCAUCGGCAACCAGCUGGAGGCCCUGCAGUACGCCCGCCACUUCCAGCCCUUCGCCUCGCAGCACCAGAGAGACAUCCAGAUCCUAAUGGGCAGCCUGGUGUACCUGCGUCACGGCAUCGAGAACUCCCCCUACCGCACGCUGCUGGAGACCAACCAGUGGGCCGAGAUCUGCAACAUCUUCACCAGGGACGCCUGUGCUCUGCUGGGCCUCUCUGUAGAGUCCCCCCUCAGUGUCAGCUUUGCGUCGGGCUGUAUGGCGCUGCCCGUGCUGAUGAACAUCAAGCAGGUCAUAGAGCAGAGGCAGUGCAGCGGAGUCUGGACACACAAGGAUGAGCUGCCUAUCGAGAUCGACCUGGGGAAGAAGUGCUGGUACCACUCUGUGUUCGCCUGCCCCAUCCUCCGGCAGCAGACCUCCGAGAGCAACCCGCCUAUGAAGCUCAUCUGUGGGCAUGUCAUCUCCAGAGACGCCCUCAACAAACUCACCAACUCCGGAAAGCUCAAAUGCCCCUACUGCCCCAUGGAACAGAACCCAUCAGAUGCCAAGCAGAUCUUCUUUUGAUACCGUUUCCCUUACCGCGCUCCAGAGAAUGGCUGAACCUCCUCCCCGUUCCCCUCCCUUCCUCCGUACCCCCCCGACUCCCUGCAGUCGGCCCAAGACGCGCCCGGAAUCCAUCAGCCGCCCCUUCUGUAUAGAGACCUGUGUGGAUGAUCCCAGUCUGGGCAGCACAGAGACAAGGGGGUCAGUCAGUAUCAAAGAACGCCACAAGGAACACGACUCCGAAAAAGGAUCACUCAUUGACACUCAUUUUUGCAACUGCCUGCUUUACCAUUUUCAUUAGUUUUAUUGAGUUAUGGAUGACUGCUAGUUUCUUUCCUAUCCUCCCCCAUCGGUAGGUGUUUGGACAGAGAAUGGGCUGAACGAUUAUGUAUGGGUGACUGGGUUUAAUAGCGGCUUGUUUCACGAUAGUAUUUAAACUUCUAUUAUACAGAGACAGUUCAAAGAGACCUUUUUGAGAAAGUAUAUUCACAUAUAAAUUGUAUCGAUGGCUUAUUUGGUGGUGGAGGUUAAUCGUAGUAGCAGUCUGUCGUGAAUGAAAGACGUGGUUAAGACAUGUGACGCCUCCCUCAGAUGUAAUAAAGGCCAAGACUGAUUGAACGUCCCUGUGGGUGAAAUUCAUCAGUGCGUGUGCUAGGCGGAUCCUCCGUUUCUUUUGAGGUCAAGGGUGAAAAGACUGCUCCUGCUCCACGAAGGCCCCUCAUUAUGGAAGCCAUGUUUAUUGUUCUAUGUAUGUAUUUAAAAAAAAAAAAUAUAACAAAAAAGGAAAAUUAUACUACUGUGAAAUGUGCAUUGUUUCAAUUUUCCAUCACUCAUGUAAGAUAGUAAAACCAUACUUAGUGGCAAACGCAGCACCGAUACUACAUGGUUGUGAAGUUGUCUGAGGACUGAGCUGGAUGUUGGGUAGGGUGUCCUCAGCCCAUGAGCUCUUUAUCUCCUGGUUCCCUGCGCUGAUUUGGCCGACUGCUAGAGCGAAAAAUAGCGAGCUCUCAAGCUAACGCUAGCCUAAAGUGACUCCUCUGCUGGCUGUACCACACCCAGAUGUAUAGUUCCUGAUAUCUCGUUGUUGUGGUCCUAGCCAUGAAAUAGUUAUGUCACCUCACGUCUGUGAGGCUUUGUUGUUGAGCGAGCUCAGCGCCAGCCUAGCAACCAUGACAUCACUCUGGUCUCACAACACUCACUAGCGGAUUAUUUACAUUUUUUAUGUUUGUGUCAGCUCACAUGAAUCAAGUUUGGGUUUACAUUUAAUUCAUGGGUUUGGUUGACUCCUGGAUUGCUUACUCUAAAUACUCAAAAGAUUGGAAGAUGACAUUUGAUUUGUAUGGCCUUUCCAGCUCCUGAUAAUCUUUUCUUGUGGUAGGAGAUCUUGGAGGAGGUUUAAUUUCCAGCUUUUGUUUUUUUGUUUUGCAAGUUUUAUUGUAAAUAUCUAACCCUGGACAUGUUUCAAAUACUUGCAUCAUCAAAAUAAAAUAAAACUUUAUACUCCUG
This is a messenger RNA of Osmerus eperlanus (European smelt), 2596 nucleotides long. It is a transcript of the gene rmnd5b, whose product is annotated as required for meiotic nuclear division 5 homolog B. The record is from RefSeq and is a predicted model, not a curated record. Bases 11 to 1111 code for a protein of 366 amino acids. NCBI's taxonomy places the organism in Eukaryota, Metazoa, Chordata, Actinopteri, Osmeriformes, Osmeridae. The transcript is spliced from 8 exons. Gene Ontology annotation, molecular function: ubiquitin protein ligase activity; protein binding. Gene Ontology annotation, cellular component: GID complex; cytoplasm; nucleus. Gene Ontology annotation, biological process: proteasome-mediated ubiquitin-dependent protein catabolic process.